Meira miltonrushii is the source of this 537-nucleotide messenger RNA. RefSeq lists its product as uncharacterized. The transcript has a single exon. Lineage: Eukaryota; Fungi; Basidiomycota; Exobasidiomycetes; Exobasidiales; Brachybasidiaceae. The coding region runs from base 1 to 537 and encodes 178 amino acids. The record is from RefSeq and is a predicted model, not a curated record.
AUGAAGAUGAUGAUCUUUCGUCUUUUACUAUUCUUGACUUUAUUCUCAUUAGACAGUAUCGUUCACGCCGCCAGUUUCGACAGUAUCACCACUCCUCGAGAAAAAGAAGAGAAUCAGAGGCUUGUAGCGAAGCAGAUGGACCACAAAUAUAUAGGUCUUGAUUAUUUAUCCUACUCUACCGAUGCACAAUUUGCAAAGGAAAAAUGGCAAGCUAGAAAAGAGAGGACGACAAAUUGUUUAGUGAAAUCACUUUGCAAGCAUCUUGAAAAAUAUCAUAGUAAAGUAGAAGAAGCAAACGAGAAAGUAGGUCGGAUGCACAUUAGCAAGUCUAACAGAUUCGAAGACAUUCUUGACAGUCGUGUGAAAGACUAUAAACAGCACAAUCGACUGUUAGAACAGCUGGAAGAAAGAAACCCGAAAGCAGAUAGCCGUCAUAGACGUACUCAAAGCUUUAGGCAACAUCAGUCUCUAAGCAGUGAGCAAGGUCGAGAGCCAGAAGCAAGUAGUAGUCGUCACAGACGUACUCAAAGCCAUUGA